Paramuricea clavata is the source of this 2303-nucleotide messenger RNA. NCBI's taxonomy places the organism in Eukaryota, Metazoa, Cnidaria, Anthozoa, Malacalcyonacea, Plexauridae. The record is from the annotation of a GenBank genome assembly.
AUGUAUGCGGAUGAUACAAAUAUAACUACAACUGGAAAGUCGAUAAAGGAAACAGCAUCUGGAGCCAAUACAGAUCUUGAAAAUAUUCGCAUAUGGAUCAAACCAAAUAAACUUACCCUGAAUGUUACCAAAACGGAGUAUAUGUUCAUUGCGUCUGACAGUAAUCUUGACAAACUGCGGGACAUACCAUAUUUAGUUUUGGGUGGAAAACCCAUAAGAAGAGUUAAAGUAUCAAAAUCACUAGGGAUAUUUAUUGACGAAAGAUUGUCAUGGAGAGAUCAUAUUGAUAAAAUCUCUAAGACCAUAUGCUCCGGAAUUUCCGGUCUUCGGCAAGUGAGAGAGUUUGUUACCCUUUCAACAUUACUUACAAUAUAUAAUUCACUAAUUCAACCAAUAUUUGACUAUUGUGAUGUUGUUUUGGAUAACAUGUCAAUCACACUUGCUCAACGACUCCAAAAACUGCAAAAUCGUGCAGCAAGAGUUAUCACUUGUCAGGGUUAUGAAGUAAGAUCUAAUGAUAUUAGGAGUCAAUUGAAAUGGAAAACACUUUCCGAAAUAAGAAAUAGUCAUAAACUCAUAAUGAUGUAUAAAAUAUUAAAUAAUAUGGCUCCUGUUUACUUACGUGACCAUUUUAAAAUGUCUUUCACGGACAAAGCAUAUUCUCUUAGAAAUAGAUAACUCUGUCUAAUUUUGCGCAGAGCGCAAACAGAAUUCCUAAAGAAAAGUUUUGCCUUUUCUGGAGCAAAAGUUUGGAACGAACUACCAGAAGAAGUAAAAUGUAGCAAUGGUUUACAAAUCUUCAAAAAAUGUAUCUCAUCUCAUGCCUAAAAUUGUAUAUAGCUAUUUUUAACAUAAUGUCGGCCCUCUUGUAAUGCAGUGGUAUCACUGAAGAGUUCACCGAAUUUAAUUAAAUAAAGAUUUCUGUCUGUCUGUCUGUCUGUCUGUCUGUCUGUCUGUCUGUCUGUCUGUCUGUCUGUCUGUCUGUCUGUCUGUCUGUCUGUCUGUCUGUCUGUCUUGUCUGUCUGUCUGUUUGUAAGUCUAUCUGUCUAUCUGUCUGUCUGUCUGUCUGUCUGUCUGUCUGUCUGUCUGUCUGUCUGUCUGUCUGUCUGUCUGUCUGUCUGUCUGUCUGUCUGUCUGUCUGUCUAUACAACAACAUAAUUCAAUGGCUUUGUGCUAAUAAAUUGACGCUAAACGUCCUAAAAACAGAUUUUAUGCUGAUUGGCUCACGGCAAAAAUUAUCGGCGCUUGACGAUUCACUAGCAUUAUCGGCUGAUAAUGUGACAUUAGGUAAAAUUAGAUAAGUAAAGUGUUUAGGAGUCGAUAUUGACGAGAACAUAUAUAUAACAUGGGAAAUACAAAUCCAGAGCAUCCGUUUAAAGGUAUCCCGUAAUAUUGCAGCCCUUCGUAAAGUGAAGAAACUCUUUAGUCGGAAAAAUCCUGUGUCUCUGUAUAGAGCAUUAAUUGAACCGUAUUUUAUUUACUGUUCAAUUGUUUGGGACAACAUAAGCGAGAUAUUAGAUAAAUAAUUGCAAUUUCUUCAAAACAGAGCGGCGCGCAUAAUUACAGGAGCACCCUUAUUAAAACCAUCUUCGUUGAUUUUGGCGGAAUUAAACUGGAUGAAUAUAAAAGAAAUAAGACAAAAACAAAAAGCUAUUAUGAUGUAUAAAAUAGUACAUGCUCUUGCACCAGAAUAUUUAACGGAAAUGUUUACAUUUCAUAGUAGCUUAAAUGAUUAUAGCCUUCGUCAAUCCAAAUUAAAUUUCGAGCUUCCCGUAAAUCGAACAGAUUAUUAUAAUUCAAAUUUUGCUUUCACUGGAGCAAAGCAGUGGAAUUCUUUACCAGACGAACUUAAAACGAGCCUUCAUUAAAAAGGUUCACAAAAAGAUUAGAACAUCUGCUAUCUGUACCAACAUAGCUGACUCGUACCCAGUCCCUCAAAUGAGGAUUAAACAAAAUAAUGGUGCAUGAUGGGAAUGGUCAAGGGUAAAAUUUGAGGGACUGGCAGAACGCGUUCGAAAAGUUGUCAAUAUAAGUCAAAAACUUGCAUGACGUCAAAUAUACAUCAAAAUGGUAUCGAAUUACACGCAAACAGCAUGGCGGAGUUGACGAAGAGCAUUUUGAGGCAGUUUUAGGUUGUGUACACGAUGUUUCGGUUGUUGAAGAAGGUGGUUCUGGUGAGAUAGAGGCGUCUAAGACGGUGACGCCGAAAUGCAGUCGAAGGAGCCUCGAUUUUACGGGAAAACACGCGUUAACACCGGAAUCAAAGUCUAAAAAUCUUCCGAAUCCAAAGCGAUUUCAAAUUG